ACUUUUGAUUAGCAGUCAAAUUCUAAGUUUCUCUGGGAGGGAUACAAUCUGAAAAGGAAAGUGAAGAGUUGCACAUGUUCAGAUGUAUUUGGGAGAUUUGUGUUAAGGUUUAUUUGACCAUGGAAUGGAAUUUAGAACUCCGUGAAAGAAAGCUGGUAUCUAGAGCAUUGAUGUCACACAGCAUGUGUCCCAGGCUGAGGAGAUGUAAGAGCUAACAAUGGCUGUCCAUUCCAGCAGGCCACACUUCUGAAAAUAUGUCUAAAUUUUUUGAUCUCCGAGCAAUAAUCAUGAUUGCCAUUGGUGGUGGGAUCCUGUCAUCCAUGCUUCUACUGAUAGGAGUUGUCCUCUGUCUUUACUCCAAAGUAACCAAGGCACUGAAUUCAGCUGGAACUGCAAAAGAAGCAGAUGCUGCUGCAAGCUGUAUUGUACCAAGCAAGCUCACCCAAGACAAGAUCAUCCUGGCCAAACCCAUCACUGAGCCUUGUCGUACCGUCCAGUGCUGUGAUGCAUGUAGUGUCUACGCAGAUGUUGGUGCCGUGCCACCUUGCUUUUGUAGCAUAAGUGAAGGACUCUGACAUAGCAGUGGUGGA
Molecule: messenger RNA, 590 nt
Organism: Phodopus roborovskii (desert hamster)
Lineage: Eukaryota; Metazoa; Chordata; Mammalia; Rodentia; Cricetidae
Product: protein FAM24A-like
Exons: 3
Coding region: 255-575 (106 amino acids)
Source: RefSeq, a predicted model, not a curated record